This is a messenger RNA of Seminavis robusta, 2195 nucleotides long. Lineage: Eukaryota; Bacillariophyta; Bacillariophyceae; Naviculales; Naviculaceae. The record is from the annotation of a GenBank genome assembly.
UGUAAAGUAAUCAAUAAGUCUUUGAUUUCUAUUCAAUUUGUUUAGAUACCAAAGCUACGGUAAAUUUGAAUUGGCCCUCCCUCCAGUCCCAACUGACGCCUUUGAGUAGACGAAAUAAUUUUGUGAGUGGCGUUGGAUGGUAGUUUGGUUUGCGGCCAGAGAGGAGAGGACGCUAUUGACAAGCAAAGGAAGGUUCUACUAAUACAGUACUAGUAUUUCAAUAACAACAGGAAGAAGGUUCUGCGGCUCUAUUGUUAGCGUGGACGAAAGUGAUUAAUUCAAUUCGGCAUCCAUCCAACCAUCCAACAGCGGCACAAUGGAGGUUUCUCAGUGGUUACGAGGUGGUACUAGUAGUACUAGUACUAGUAUUUCUUUGGAAAGUACAUCAGCAGCAGCAGCAGCAGUCGGCAGUACCAUUAUUUAUAGCAGUAGUGAAGCCGUCAUGAAGGGCAAUCGUCGACUUGGAGUGGAAGAAGAGCCAAUGAUGCGACGGAUCAUGGAGAAUGACAACAACAAGAACAACCAGCGCAAUGAUGACAAAGACGACAAGAAGGAAGAAGAUCCAAAUGAGAAUCCUGCCGCGACGGUCCAAGUGGAGAAUGCUGUUGAGGAAGAAGUAGAGCCAGAAGCCACUAUGAAUUCAAACGAGCCAACUGAGGAGCCACUUGCAGAGACACAGAAACCAGAAGAUCCAACUGAGCAACAACCUGACGAUGCCACAGCCACAGCCACAACCACCAUCACUUCGCCACAAGGAGAAACUCGAAUUGACCUGGUGCGGUUGGUCCCUUUUGACGUUAAACUAUCUUUGGCAUCCUACGAUGAACGAUUCUUCAACAGCUUUGCACUCACUGAUGUCGUGACGGAAUGGAUGGACGAGUCUCUCACGGCACAGAUUCAACGAAUGGAACUGGGACUUUCACCGGAGUUUGAUUCUGUCAUUUUGGAGGAACGCAGCGUUCAACAACUACAACCAGCGGCGGCUUCCACCGCAACCACAAGGACCAUUCAUGACGGGGACAACCGACGACAACGGCUCCUCGAACAGACCACAGACGGAGCCACUACUAUUGCUUCUUAUGAGGGAGUCACUCUCUGGAAACAUACAGGCCCGGAUCAAGAAAUCAUGACGCCGACUCUCCUCGAAGAUAUUCAACGACAGGUACUCCUACAGGACGACCGCCUGCUACAGUUGCUGCAAGAAAGUCCUGCACAAGGAUUGGGACAAACCGUCAUGGAUGUUAGAGCAUACAUCAACCCAAAUCCAAACUCAAACACGCAAACUCAAACGCCAACCACACAAUCCAACAAUGUUGCUCCUCAAAAGUCAACAUCCAAUGCUAACUUGGAACUCAUUAUUGUCGUUGCCAUUGUUGUGGCAUGCAUGGCGUUUGCGUUCUUGGUAUUCUCACUCUUUUGGGCAUGGCGCUUUGAUCAGCAGCGACGGGAUCAAGUGUAUCGGGUCAACACUUCUGCUGCCUCGUCGGGAGCCGAAAAACGAAAAGUCAAGUCACCCACUGGCUCUGGAGGAGGCACAGAUGACUCGGAAUACGAAGACAAUGAUGAACGAUCGUCACCUGCCAACAUGAAUGUCGUUGUCACACCUCGCAAUGAAGAUGAUGACACUGCCUUGGAAUAUCCUGCCAGUGUCGCAAACCCAACCACUGGCAUCUAUCCAGAAUCAGUCGUUUCCGAAGACAUUUCCACUUCACUAUCCGCGUACUAUCGAUCUGGAAUGGGAUCAAGACCUCUAUACACGUCGUCCCGAGGAAUGGGAAACGGAGAAUUCAACGAUCAAGCCAGUUUCAGCUCGAUGGAGUCAUACGGAUACUCCUUGGAUGGAUAUGCUCCCAGUCUGGGAGGCAACACUUACAGCAACAAUACUGCCGCACAACCCGCUGUUACUCCAACCGAAGAAGACAAGAAGGCUUGACACCACUGCGCCGCUCGUAUCACAUCACGACAGACACCACCGAGCGGAGAUUAUUUGCUCAACUACACAAUUGAGUCAAGUGAAAUGCAAGACGCUAACGAACGCUAUCGCACCGUAUGACGAUUCGACGCUGGCUCUGUUUUGAUUCAUAACACACAAUAUCGUCCCUCCUACUCCUUACUUACUCGCCUUCCUAUGUAUGAUAUCUUUAUUUUAGAUAAAAAAGUCAAAAAUUGCGACACAUUGUUCCUUCCUCCUACCA